AGUAUAAGUAGGAAAACAUUUAUCCACGCACUCGAUAUCCGAUGAACCGAACAUAGGUAAUUAGUACCUACCCACCGGUGGCUCGUAUUUCACGGGGCACCCUCUAUUCCGAUUAUCCCGAUCCAUUCUUCUUUUUCACUCCACAUAGAAAUCCACCAUGGCCGAAGGUGACAAUUCUCGCAAAUACGAUAUCCUGCUUCUCGGGGCUACUGGCUAUACCGGCACUCUGACCGCAGAGUAUAUCGCUCGACAUCUCCCGACUAACUUGCGAUGGGCUAUCGCUGGGAGAUCUCGAGCCAAGCUGGAAGCGUUGGCCAAGAAACUGCACGCUCUAGAGCCGGAGCGCCCACAGCCAGGUGAGCGAGGUCAUUAUUAAACAGGACCCAAAGACGAUUGUAUACCUCUGUUGAGCGGAGUAUGUCUGCAUCGCAUCGUCGUCGGCUAACUAGGACGCACCACACAGCAAUCAAGGUAGUUUCGCUUGAGAAUCGCGACGAGUUGAGCGCCGUUACCAAGGACAGCAAAGUCUGUAUCAGCGUAGUCUUGUACUGGAAGGUCGGAGAGAAAGUGAUCCAAUCCUGUAUUGAGAAUGGCACGGAUUACAUCGACGUAGCUGGCGACGUACCUCUCCUCCGCCAGUUCGCAGAGAAGUAUCACGAGGAGGCCGUAAAGGCCCGGGUAAUUCUCAUUCAUCUUUGCGGAGUGAUGUCGGCUCCCCACGACCUUCUCACCUGGCUCACAGCGCGGGAAUUGGCCCAAAAGGCGUCCCUCAAGACGAAGGAGGUGAUUUUGACGAACGUGGAGUUUGAUCUACAGCCCAGUGGCGGCACGGCCGACUCGAUGAUAGCCGAGAGUUCCCGGGACCCCCGCGAUCUCGAACGGGCUGCCCAACCCUGGGUGUUAUCUCCCGUCGAGGGGACGAAAACGUCAAAUUCGACCAACUUCUUUGGCAUGCGUUGGGAUCCCGUGCUAGGGUCCCUGUCGGCAUCCUCUAUUUGCGCCCAGGAGAAUCGGGCAUUAGUUCACAGGACGUGGGGCCUGCUGCAGGCGACCGAUCAGGCAUAUGGACCAAGCUUCCAAUAUAACGAGUACAACUCAGUGUCGUCGACUCUCGUUGGCAUAUACCGCCUGGCUAACACUACCCUCCUACGCGUCGCUCUGAGUAUUGGGCCCUUGAGGCGUCUCCUCAAAAUCUUCCUCCCCGUUCCUGGCCAGGGACCCGACAUCGAGAAGACGCGAUACUCGCGUGUGAAGCUCGAAGCCGUGGCUAUUGCGGACUCGAAUGGUGAUAACGACGCCCGCCGAGCCCACGCAAGCUUCUCAUAUCCUUCCGGCCCAUACCAUACCACCGCCGCUUUGCUCGGUGAGGGAGCCUCGUCGUUGCUUUACCGAAGACACUUGGAGGCUCAGGCAGUUGGAGGGUGCCUAACGCCAGCUUUCUUAGGGUCGGACUUGAUCGACAGACUCCGAGCCGCGGGAGCGACCAUUAAAGUCAACUUAGUCUAGAAGCUACGUGUGUGCGCCGGAAAAGAAAGAUCAGACCAAACAACAGGGGAAAAAAAGGGGGAGGG
This is a messenger RNA of Durotheca rogersii, 1571 nucleotides long. RefSeq lists its product as uncharacterized. NCBI's taxonomy places the organism in Eukaryota, Fungi, Ascomycota, Sordariomycetes, Xylariales, Xylariaceae. The transcript has 4 exons. The record is from RefSeq and is a predicted model, not a curated record. Gene Ontology annotation, biological process: glycolipid biosynthetic process. Gene Ontology annotation, cellular component: lipid droplet; mitochondrion; plasma membrane. Bases 418 to 1506 code for a protein of 362 amino acids.